ACUGGGCCCUCCGAGAAGUUGGAGAGGAGCACUAAACAUGUACAGGCUACUUUCCGCAGUAUACGAAUGGCGCGCUCAUUCGUCGGCCAUUCUGCCUCUCGCCUUCUUCCAGGCCGUCGCGCAAGGCCUGAGCAGCUUGCCAAGCAUAUAUCUCUUCCGUGCCAUUCGCUGUGAAGAGUAUCGCGCAACGACCCCACCCCACAUGUUCGAGGACGACAUUUGUCGGUCGCCCAUUGUGCAGAAGGCGUACUCCAAAGAUAUCAUUAUCUACACUACCGUCUCUGCUGUGCUCAGCGUCGUGCUGGCUGGGCCGUACGGCAGAGUGUCGGAUAUCCGCGGCAGGAAGCGGGCGCUGACAAUCUCGGCCACACUCAACGCACUCGGGAAUGUUUGGCUUGUGCUAUGCUCAUUCUUCGCUACGCUGCGCAGUCCCUGGCUCGUGCAGCUUGCAGCGGUUCUACAAGGCCUUGGUGGCGGCUUCUCUAUUAUCACGGCCAUCCAGAACGCUGCCAUCACCGACACGUCCGCCCCGAGCGAGCU
Phanerochaete carnosa HHB-10118-sp is the source of this 540-nucleotide messenger RNA. RefSeq lists its product as uncharacterized. The transcript is spliced from 2 exons. The annotation marks the transcript as partial. Gene Ontology annotation, molecular function: transmembrane transporter activity. The record is from RefSeq and is a predicted model, not a curated record. Gene Ontology annotation, biological process: transmembrane transport. Gene Ontology annotation, cellular component: membrane. NCBI's taxonomy places the organism in Eukaryota, Fungi, Basidiomycota, Agaricomycetes, Polyporales, Phanerochaetaceae.